Messenger RNA from Seminavis robusta, 3323 nucleotides. The record is from the annotation of a GenBank genome assembly. NCBI's taxonomy places the organism in Eukaryota, Bacillariophyta, Bacillariophyceae, Naviculales, Naviculaceae.
AACCCUUUUCAAAAUAGUGCGUGCGCGCCAAAAAUCUGGCCGUUGGAUGUCUCUCCUCACGAAAUCGAUCAGAAAGAAACAAGAAAGCAAUGACAUGAAAAAUAAUUUUGGCCACAAGCAUUGCGGCAUCGUGUGAAGGAGUUCCGAGUCGAGUCUACUUCUAGCCAGCUUACCAGACCAAGUCACGACGACAAGACCAACUUCAGCAAACCAUUUGGUUUGGACAGUUCGCCAGAAUGGGAAACACCCACGCCUUUGAGCACCGUCUCCCUGCCAUCUUUGCGGGUAGCUUUGCCAGCAUCGCACUUGGACUUCUCUCAGUCUCUGGCGCCCACUGCCGGUUCCUGAAGAUCCAAGCUAAAGACGGAUAUGCUCUGUCCCUUAGCGAUGGAACGGUUCCACCUGGCGAGGCUUCCACUUACCUGGGUGUUAUUUGUGUCAAUCCGCUGUACGAUGACAUUCUAGAAGAUGAUGCGGUAUUCACUCUGAGCCGAGUUUGUCUCUUUGUUGCAUUGGCCAUGGGGUCGUUCACUUGCGUGCUCUCUUGGGCACUCAGUAGCUUUGUAACCCCCACAGAAGCUAACUGGAAACUCUUGUCGGUAGUUGCGGCAGUUUCAACACUCCUUCAAAUGCCAGUGUUUCUUCUCUUUGAAACCGAUCCAUGCACUCAUUUUGUUGACGUCCAGGAAUGUGUGCUUUCUUCUGGAGGAUACUACCUCAUUCUAAGUUCUGUAUGCUGGGUGAUUGUGGCACUAGUCACUCAGUUCAUGGACCCACCUAGAUGGGCAGAUGAGCUGAAUGCGUGGAAGACAUCAGCCACCAACCACCAACGGACGGAUGUGACUCCCCAUCACGUUGUUUCCAUUCAAGAUGAGCACGGAACUGAUGGAGAUUCGCAAGCACCACUACUAAAGCCUCCUUCCAAAAUAAGCUUCCUCAGCAGAGUCCAGAACACAUGGACACACAACAAAUCCAGAGAAGGGGAGCUGGCCGACCUUCCCUUUAAUCAUACUGAUUCCUUGUCGGUGGAUGAAGAUCCCAUCACAAAACUUCGAAGCUCCAACCUCCUUGAACCAACAACUGACAUUACAGAACUCUCCUUGGUUGUGAUUCCAAUAGAUAGAAGAACUCCCCCAAUGACAGAUGAUGCUGAUGCUGAUGCUUUGUCUCAUGCUGAGGAUGGAGAGUUUCCAGUUCAGGUGACAGAGGAAAGAUCUGUUUCUGUCUUCAAACCUCUCCCACCGCCGUCAUUGGAUGCAAUCAGUGUAGACUCCUGCCAACAAGAACAACAGGAUCUUCAAAUGGUUGUUUGGGAUGCAUCUUUUGCCGAAGACCAGACAGAGACGCAUAUUGUACAAGGAAUAUACUCGGAUUUGGAGAAUCCUCCCGAACUUGUUGGUGAAACUAAGAUGAUCUUGGCAGACUCGUGUGCUAUGAUGAACCAGAACAUUUCUAUUUUUGAUGAACCAUGUUCGACACCAACCAAAGAAGAAAGAACAGAACCAACUUCAAUUGCUGAAACGCAAAUUGCAUCCACAGAACCUUCAGAAAGUGUACAUCAGUAUUCCUCGGCGUCAAAUGGGGAGAAGGACACUACAAUUUUGCUAGAACAUACGUCGCAACCCACAGAGCAGCGACGAAAACCAGGAAAGCUGAAGAUGUCGUCCUCCAGAUUUUUGAAAAAGCUAUCCGAAACAGUGAAAAAGGGACCCAAGGUCGUUGGAAGAUCGGGUAAAAAUCAGAGGUAUGCGCUGAUCAGCGAUGAUGAGUCGGUGGCCUCCCUUUCCUUGUUUCCAACCGAAGUCAUCAUCUAUGACAAUGCUGAGAUUCCAGGGAUGCCGGGAACACCCAGCAAACAAUCAGAUUUCCCCAGCUUUGAUCCCUCCUUCAGCAACACCGCACAGGCAUGGGAGGACCCUCCAAUCACCUACAUGGAAUCAUUCGACGAUUGCACAACAGAAGAAGAGGAUGAGCCAAAUCCAAUCAUCUCCCCGGACGUCUCCAUGGAUACAGGGGGUCCUUCCGAUGAAGGGGACGACGACGAGUCAUCAGACCCGUCAGACUGUGACGUGCCUCCCUACGAGGGGGUUAUUCCCAAAAACGAUUCGCAGCGGAAUGCUAAAAGCUAUUCCUCGCUUCGUUCCAUUGUGUCGUCAACCUCUUUGUUGGAGACUAUGAUUGAAGAAGAAACGGAUGAUGAUCUGAGAGAAUUCUAUUCGUCUCCCUAUGGGCUAGUUCGAUCACAGUCAGCUCCAGUCCCAAACCAAUACGUCUCUGAAAACAUUCAACAACGACCCUCUCAGCACAUCUCCAUGGACGGCCAGAACUCUGUCUCUACUAUGGAUUCGGCUGCUUUCAUGCCUUCAACUUCUUACUCGGAAGAAGUUGAACACAGUUGUCUUGACGACGUGCAGUUGGCUCCUGUGAUGUCUUUUCACGCCAAUAUGGAGAGCAAUAAACACAACUAUGAGGAAGCCUCAUGGGCACAGCAUGUUAGUGUUUAUGAUUCCUUGGUGGCCAACAUCGAGAACAAUCAACGCAACUAUGAGGAAGCCUCAUGGGCACAGCAUGUUAGUGUUUAUGAUUCCUUGGCGAUCACCGACCUGGAAGACUUGGAGAAUCUGCUUGCAACAGAUCAUUCUCAAAUUGCUGGGAAUGACGAGGAAAGAUCUGGAGCGUCGUCCCCAGGGGACGAAGCUAGGGCUCAAACAGCUUCUGAAAUAGAAUCGCCGGAGUAUACUGCCUUGCCAAUUACAAAGCCCCCUGAUGUCCCUGUCCCAAUCAGUCCAACCUCGACAGCUCCCGAAACGCCUUCGCCAGGAAGGGCGAUACAGGAAGGCAAUCCCAAUCAACAAGAUUUGUCUACUUCGUUUGAGAGCACCGACCUAUCGUGGAAAGAAGAUCGAGAACUAAGGGGCGGAAUUCACGCAGUGCCCAUUCCUGAUUCACCCUGCAACAUAUCAGACAGGGUCACCAGAGCUCGCGAAUCAAGAAUCAGACGGCUGCAACAGGAAAAUGCGAGCACCUCUCUAGCUUCUAGCAAGGUGGAAGUGGAAGAUGAUUGCCACGGGGUCUCGACCAUGGCAAGCGUGGUCGACAAGUUGGACCUUGAACUAAUCGAGGUCCUUCGACCGGAUGGCUGUGAAUAUGGCCCAGAUGAACGGUCUCUGUAAUGCCAACAGCCUUGGUCUUGGAGCAUGGUAGUUAUUCAUUGCUCCUCAUUGACCUUCUACAAAAGUGUUAAAUGAUGUUUCAGUUAUAAGUAGACUUAGUAUUCGCUACGGUGUCGUCUGCCCGUUAUUAGUCAGAACAAAGUGUCUAAA